UUGUGUGAAAGUGCAUAACUUGCAAAAUGUAAUUCCUGGCAGCCAGGGGCCUUUUACAUUAUAACCGACUCGCUUGCAUAACUAACCUAUUUCACAAAGACUGAAGAUGAGCAUUUAAACAACAGGAGAACGAAUCCCCUAAGAUAAAUCCGUUUUUUUACAAAACCGGCAAGAUGGAGAGACUCUUUCUUGUGCAUGUUCUGUUUACAAUGUGCUGGGCUGUGCCUCAAGACCUCUCAGGUAAAAUGUUCACAUUUCCAAAGGAGUCCGACUCUGAUCAUGUGGGGCUAAUACCAAAGGAAGAAAACUAUCCUUCUGUGACAGUAUGUCUCAGGUAUUUCACAGAUGUCAAGAGGGCGUUUUCCAUCUUUUCCAUGGCAACUCCGACAAGCACCAAUGACUUUCUGUUGUUCAAAGAGUCCAAUGGUGACAUGGAGCUACAUGUUAGAUAUGUGGGAAGUACAUUCACAGGGCUACCAGAUGAGCAGAACAUGUGGAUGGCUCUGUGUGGGAGCUGGGACUCAGUCACCGGACUCAGUCGUUGGAUCAAUGGGAAGCCAAGUGCAAGGAAGAUAGGAUACACUGCUGGGAGUGUGCUGAAUGGAAAACCCAUCAUAAUCCUAGGUCAGGAGCAGGAUUCUUAUGGUGGAAAUUUUGAUAAAGGACAAUCGUUUAUUGGACAACUCAGUGUUGUUGAGAAAUGUUGACUACAAUCAAACAUCUGAAUAUGCUUGUGUGUCUAUUCACAACUAUCCUGCAAAUCAUCAUAAAAAAGUGUUUUUCUAAUCAAAUCAAGAAACACAUUAUAUUCUUUCCUAAAGCAAUAUCCUCCAAUGAAUCUAAUAAAAUUACACUCUUUAUAGUAAA
This is a messenger RNA of Oncorhynchus tshawytscha (Chinook salmon), 867 nucleotides long. RefSeq names its product serum amyloid P-component-like. The record is from RefSeq and is a predicted model, not a curated record. NCBI's taxonomy places the organism in Eukaryota, Metazoa, Chordata, Actinopteri, Salmoniformes, Salmonidae.